Molecule: messenger RNA, 432 nt
Organism: Fusarium verticillioides 7600
Lineage: Eukaryota; Fungi; Ascomycota; Sordariomycetes; Hypocreales; Nectriaceae
Exons: 1
Coding region: 1-432 (143 amino acids)
Source: RefSeq, a predicted model, not a curated record
AUGUCGUCCUUGACGUUGGCUAGCCACGCCGAAGCACCAAGAUCCGAAGUCAAGAAGUUCCUUGUCACCUUCAUGUAUCAAACUAUCUUACUCGACUUAUCUACUUACCGCGAUGGCACUUUAUUCAACCCUAGAACAUCUAUUCCAGACUCGGUGGCGUGGGAAGCAGCCAACCCGAAUCUCGAAGACGCUACCCCAAACUUAUGGCAACCAUCUUCAGAUCAGGCUGGGGCUUUGGUCAUCAAUGAUCGUGGGCUGGUGCAUGUCGCAGUAGAAAUCGCGCAAGGCCUCCAUAGACAAGGCGAGGACGCCGAAGGGGGAUAUACCCAACUGAUGCCUGUAAGGUUUGUCGGCCAUGGUGCAAGGGGACGAUUUGGCGAAUUGGACUCCAGUCACUUUGGAUCCCUCCCCUCUCUACACUUCUUCAGCUAA